AUGAACUUUAGGAGGAAUCCUCACCUCGACAUGUAGGAUCUCCACCGCCACCCCCAGGGUGUGGAACAUGGAGAAUCUUCAGUACCACUUACGCCAAGCGCUAAAAUGCCAUGCCCCGGACCGCGUAUCUUUUGGUUCCGCAGACAUCAUGCGAGGUGUACUAGAUGCAGGUUGAGAUAACCCACGACAUCUCACACGUUCAAAAGUUGGUUGGCCACGCUUCUGACGCUGCCUGUCAACUCUUGGAUUCAGUUCCAGUUGCUGUCAAGGCAUACAAGCUGCUGAAUCCUGUCACUCAGUGGUAUGACCGGCCGCUUGGUGAUGUUGAGAAGCAGAUUGGGCCAAUAAACAACGCGUUUUUCCGAUGGCAAACUCCUACCCUAUUACCUGACCUAUCCGUCCUCAAGGCGGGUGUCCUGAAGUUGCGAGUCAUCGUCAUCUUCAAUUCGUCUGCGAAGCAACUCAUGCGUAAAUCAAUGCCCAUGUACCUCCGAGCCACUGAUUUUCCAUGCAUCAUAGUUGACCGCGUCAGCGCGUGGGUGAUCGGUCGAUGCAGGACGAACGUUCCUCCCGUUGAACGCCUCCAGAAACCGGUCGAGACACCCCUAGACGAGUCGGAGAAAAUUUCUAUCACGAAGACCAUGUUUGAAGGUCUCAUUCUCUGCUGCGCGUGUAGCGUGGAUGGUGCCAGAACUUUGUUCAAAAUUGGCGACUUCAACCCAGACUACGUGGCUAUCUAUUGUGCGGUUUUCGACCCUGUGCCUGAUGACCGUGGCACAGACUAUAGCUUGGGUUUUUUUUGGACGUUAAUCUUCCGGUUGGCCUUGACGCACCCCGACUUUGUAUUCCUUUCGAAUCACAUAUGCCCAUUUUACGGCGAGGAGACGGUACGCGGAUCGGAUAGACAAGCUAAUAUAGGAGUAUGAUCCUGCCCCUUAUGUGCUUGGUGAGUGUUCUAUGUUCAGUUGCACAGUUAUCCAAACCGCCUUCAUAGGCUACUAACGUAUCGGAACUGAAAUGACGCUCGUCGCCAUAACGGCUCCA
Pisolithus orientalis is the source of this 1044-nucleotide messenger RNA. RefSeq lists its product as uncharacterized. Lineage: Eukaryota; Fungi; Basidiomycota; Agaricomycetes; Boletales; Pisolithaceae. The transcript has 3 exons. Bases 165 to 926 code for a protein of 253 amino acids. The record is from RefSeq and is a predicted model, not a curated record.